GGGUUUCGCAGAGAGACCUGAGCUGGACUGCGGGCCGCGGCAGGCUUCUCCGGCGGAGCCAAAGCAAGCGGAGGGUGAAGUCAGUGGGAGGCGGCGUCGGCAUGGACGAGGCGACGAAGAAGAAAGUGGAAGCGACGGUGCUGGAGAUCCUCCGGGGCUCCGACAUGGAUUCCGUGACGGAGUACAAGGUCCGCUCCGCCGCCGCCGACCGCCUCGGCAUAGAUCUCUCCGUCCCCGAACGCAAGCUCUUCGUCCGCGGCGUCGUGGAGGGAUACCUCACUUCCCUCUCCUCCCAGGAGGUGGAGGAAGAGCAGCAGCAGGGCGACGCCGGCGAGGAGGCAAAGGGGGGCGAGAAGGAAGAUGAAGAGGAAGAGGAACAGGAACAGGAAGAAGAGGAGGAGGAAGAGGAGGGAGGUGCGCGGAAGAAAGAAUACGACGACCAGGGGGACCUUAUCCUCUGCCGCCUGUCGACCAAGAGGAGGGUGACGCUGUCGGAGUUCAAGGGCAGGACACUGGUGUCCAUCCGCGAAUUCUACUUGAAGGACGGCAAGGAGCUGCCAACCAGCAAAGGAAUAAGUAUGACAGUCGAGCAGUGGGAAGCAUUCCGCAAUGCUGUACCUGCGAUAGAGGAUGCCAUAAAAAAGCUUGAAGAUUCAGACUGAGAACAUGUUUUACAAGCCUCUUCUUUUGCCUGUAUCGAAUCAAAAGGCCCAGGGCAUAUGUGGUUUGCAAAGUGCCUCGCAGUCUCAUCUCAUGGAGCUCCUAGAGCUCCUAUGAACUUGUGUAAAACUAAAAGUAGUGCCAUCUGUAGGGUAGACUCUAUACAGUACGGAAUGUUUGCUAACAAGCAGUAAAGAGUUCGGAAUUUAUGCUAGCAAGUUUGUGAAUUUUUUCUUCA
Messenger RNA from Panicum virgatum (switchgrass), 898 nucleotides. Its product is annotated as RNA polymerase II transcriptional coactivator KELP-like. The record is from RefSeq and is a predicted model, not a curated record. Lineage: Eukaryota; Viridiplantae; Streptophyta; Magnoliopsida; Poales; Poaceae. The coding region runs from base 102 to 662 and encodes 186 amino acids. The transcript is spliced from 3 exons. Gene Ontology annotation, biological process: positive regulation of transcription initiation by RNA polymerase II. Gene Ontology annotation, molecular function: DNA binding; transcription coactivator activity.